Setaria italica (foxtail millet) is the source of this 429-nucleotide messenger RNA. RefSeq lists its product as uncharacterized. The transcript has a single exon. Gene Ontology annotation, molecular function: nucleic acid binding. Lineage: Eukaryota; Viridiplantae; Streptophyta; Magnoliopsida; Poales; Poaceae. Bases 1 to 429 code for a protein of 142 amino acids. Gene Ontology annotation, biological process: DNA integration. The record is from RefSeq and is a predicted model, not a curated record.
AUGGUCGGAGCCUUCAAGACCGCUCCAGGCAGCUACAUCCAUAUCUUCAUGGCAGUUGACAAAUUCACCAAGUGGAUUGAGGUUAAGGCUAAAGCCGCUCAAUUCAUGGAGGAAAUUAUGCACCGCUUUGGUAUACCUAAUAGGAUCAUCACCGACCUUGGCAAGCAGUUCACAGGCUCUGAGUUCUGUGACUUUUGCCAGGACAAUCUCAUCGAUGUGUACUACUCCUCUGUAGCGCACCUGCGCUGCAAUGGUCAGGUCGAACGUGCGAAUGGGAUGGUCCUCCAGUCCCUCAAGUCUCGCAUCUUCGACGAUGCAUCCAAGUACGCCACCAAGUGGCUACACAAGCUACCCCAUGUCAUCUGGGGCCUACGAACACAGAAGAGCCGGGCUACCAACUACACCCCUUUCUUUAUGAUGUAUGGCUAA